AUGUUGGCGAACUGUUAUUGGCAAUUAGAUCAUCAAGGAAGAUCUCGAAAAGAAGGAGGCUUAGGCUUAGGCUUAGGCUUAGGCUUAGGCUUAGGCUUAGGCUUAGGCUUAGGCUUAGGCUUAGGCUUAGGCUUAGGCUUAGGCUUAGGCUUAGGCUUAGGCUUAGGCUUAGGCUUAGGCUUAGGCUUAGGCUUAGGCUUAGGCUUAGGCUUAGGCUUAGGCUUAGGCUUAGGCUUAGGCUUAGGCUUAGGCUUAGGCUUAGGCUUAGGCUUAGGCUUAGGCUUAGGCUUAGGCUUAGGCUUAGGCUUAGGCUUAGGCUUAGGCUUAGGCUUAGGCUUAGGCUUAGGCUUAGGCUUAGGCUUAGGCUUAGGCUUAGGCUUAGGCUUAGGCUUAGGCUUAGGCUUAGGCUUAGGCUUAGGCUUAGGCUUAGGCUUAGGCUUAGGCUUAGGCUUAGGCUUAGGCUUAGGCUUAGGCUUAGGCUUAGGCUUAGGCUUAGGCUUAGGCUUAGGCUUAGGCUUAGGCUUAGGCUUAGGCUUAGGCUUAGGCUUUGGCUUAGGCUUAGGCUUAGGCUUAGGCUUAGGCUUAGGCUUAGGCUUAGGCUUAGGCUUAGGCUUAGGCUUAGGCUUAGGCUUAGGCUUAGGCUUAGGCUUAGGCUUAGGCUUAGGCUUAGGCUUAGGCUUAGGCUUAGGCUUAGGCUUAGGCUUAGGCUUAGGCUUAGGCUUAGGCUUAGGCUUAGGCUUAGGCUUAGGCUUAGGCUUAGGCUUAGGCUUAGGCUUAGGCUUAGGCUUAGGCUUAGGCUUAGGCUUAGGCUUAGGCUUAGGCUUAGGUUUAGGCUUAGGCUUAGGCUUAGGCUUAGGCUUAGGCUUAGGCUUAGGCUUAGGCUUAGGCUUAGGCUUAGGCUUAGGCUUAGGCUUAGGCUUAGGCUUAGGCUUAGGCUUUGGCUUAGGCUUAGGCUUAGGCUUAGGCUUAGGCUUAGGCUUAGGCUUAGGCUUAGGCUUAGGCUUAGGCUUAGGCUUAGGCUUAGGCUUAGGCUUAGGCUUAGGCUUAGGCUUAGGCUUAGGCUUAGGCUUAGGCUUAGGCUUAGGCUUAGGCUUAGGCUUAGGCUUAGGCUUAGGCUUAGGCUUAGGCUUAGGCUUAGGCUUAGGCUUAGGCUUAGGCUUAGGCUUAGGCUUAGGCUUAGGCUUAGGCUUAGGCUUAGGCUUAGGCUUAGGCUUAGGCUUAGGCUUAGGCUUAGGCUUAGGCUUAGGCUUAGGCUUAGGCUUAGGCUUAGGCUUAGGCUUAGGCUUAGGCUUAGGCUUAGGCUUAGGCUUAGGCUUAGGCUUAGGCUUAGGCUUAGGCUUAGGCUUAGGCUUAGGCUUAGGCUUAGGCUUAGGCUUAGGCUUAGGCUUAGGCUUAGGCUUAGGCUUAGGCUUAGGCUUAGGCUUAGGCUUAGGCUUAGGCUUAGGCUUAGGCUUAGGCUUAGGCUUAGGCUUAGGCUUAGGCUUAGGCUUAGGCUUAGGCUUAGGCUUAGGCUUAGGCUUAGGCUUAGGCUUAGGCUUAGGCUUAGGCUUAGGCUUAGGCUUAGGCUUAGGCUUAGGCUUAGGCUUAGGCUUAGGCUUAGGCUUAGGCUUAGGCUUAGGCUUAGGCUUAGGCUUAGGCUUAGGCUUAGGCUUAGGCUUAGGCUUAGGCUUAGGCUUAGGCUUAGGCUUAGGCUUAGGCUUAGGCUUAGGCUUAGGCUUAGGCUUAGGCUUAGGCUUAGGCUUAGGCUUAGGCUUAGGCUUAGGCUUAGGCUUAGGCUUAGGCUUAGGCUUAGGCUUAGGCUUAGGCUUAGGCUUAGGCUUAGGCUUAGGCUUAGGCUUAGGCUUAGGCUUAGGCUUAGGCUUAGGCUUAGGCUUAGGCUUAGGCUUAGGCUUAGGCUUAGGCUUAGGCUUAGGCUUAGGCUUAGGCUUAGGCUUAGGCUUAGGCUUAGGCUUAGGCUUAGGCUUAGGCUUAGGCUUAGGCUUAGGCUUAGGCUUAGGCUUAGGCUUAGGCUUAGGCUUAGGCUUAGGCUUAGGCUUAGGCUUAGGCUUAGGCUUAGGCUUAGGCUUAGGCUUAGGCUUAGGCUUAGGCUUAGGCUUAGGCUUAGGCUUAGGCUUAGGCUUAGGCUUAGGCUUAGGCUUAGGCUUAGGCUUAGGCUUAGGCUUAGGCUUAGGCUUAGGCUUAGGCUUAGGCUUAGGCUUAGGCUUAGGCUUAGGCUUAGGCUUAGGCUUAGGCUUAGGCUUAGGCUUAGGCUUAGGCUUAGGCUUAGGCUUAGGCUUAGGCUUAGGCUUAGGCUUAGGCUUAGGCUUAGGCUUAGGCUUAGGCUUAGGCUUAGGCUUAGGCUUAGGCUUAGGCUUAGGCUUAGGCUUAGGCUUAGGCUUAGGCUUAGGCUUAGGCUUAGGCUUAGGCUUAGGCUUAGGCUUAGGCUUAGGCUUAGGCUUAGGCUUAGGCUUAGGCUUAGGCUUAGGCUUAGGCUUAGGCUUAGGCUUAGGCUUAGGCUUAGGCUUAGGCUUAGGCUUAGGCUUAGGCUUAGGCUUAGGCUUAGGCUUAGGCUUAGGCUUAGGCUUAGGCUUAGGCUUAGGCUUAGGCUUAGGCUUAGGCUUAGGCUUAGGCUUAGGCUUAGGCUUAGGCUUAGGCUUAGGCUUAGGCUUAGGCUUAGGCUUAGGCUUAGGCUUAGGCUUAGGCUUAGGCUUAGGCUUAGGCUUAGGCUUAGGCUUAGGCUUAGGCUUAGGCUUAGGCUUAGGCUUAGGCUUAGGCUUAGGCUUAGGCUUAGGCUUAGGCUUAGGCUUAGGCUUAGGCUUAGGCUUAGGCUUAGGCUUAGGCUUAGGCUUAGGCUUAGGCUUAGGCUUAGGCUUAGGCUUAGGCUUAGGCUUAGGCUUAGGCUUAGGCUUAGGCUUAGGCUUAGGCUUAGGCUUAGGCUUAGGCUUAGGCUUAGGCUUAGGCUUAGGCUUAGGCUUAGGCUUAGGCUUAGGCUUAGGCUUAGGCUUAGGCUUAGGCUUAGGCUUAGGCUUAGGCUUAGGCUUAGGCUUAGGCUUAGGCUUAGGCUUAGGCUUAGGCUUAGGCUUAGGCUUAGGCUUAGGCUUAGGCUUAGGCUUAGGCUUAGGCUUAGGCUUAGGCUUAGGCUUAGGCUUAGGCUUAGGCUUAGGCUUAGGCUUAGGCUUAGGCUUAGGCUUAGGCUUAGGCUUAGGCUUAGGCUUAGGCUUAGGCUUAGGCUUAGGCUUAGGCUUAGGCUUAGGCUUAGGCUUAGGCUUAGGCUUAGGCUUAGGCUUAGGCUUAGGCUUAGGCUUAGGCUUAGGCUUAGGCUUAGGCUUAGGCUUAGGCUUAGGCUUAGGCUUAGGCUUAGGCUUAGGCUUAGGCUUAGGCUUAGGCUUAGGCUUAGGCUUAGGCUUAGGCUUAGGCUUAGGCUUAGGCUUAGGCUUAGGCUUAGGCUUAGGCUUAGGCUUAGGCUUAGGCUUAGGCUUAGGCUUAGGCUUAGGCUUUAGGCUUAGGCUUAGGCUUAGGCUUAGGCUUAGGCUUAGGCUUAGGCUUAGGCUUAGGCUUAGGCUUAGGCUUAGGCUUAGGCUUAGGCUUAGGCUUAGGCUUAGGCUUAGGCUUAGGCUUAGGCUUAGGCUUAGGCUUAGGCUUAGGCUUAGGCUUAGGCUUAGGCUUAGGCUUAGGCUUAGGCUUAGGCUUAGGCUUAGGCUUAGGCUUAGGCUUAGGCUUAGGCUUAGGCUUAGGCUUAGGCUUAGGCUUAGGCUUAGGCUUAGGCUUAGGCUUAGGCUUAGCUUAGGCUUAGGCUUAGGCUUAGGCUUAGGCUUAGGCUUAGGCUUAGGCUUAGGCUUAGGCUUAGGCUUAGGCUUAGGCUUAGGCUUAGGCUUAGGCUUAGGCUUAGGCUUAGGCUUAGGCUUAGGCUUAGGCUUAGGCUUAGGCUUAGGCUUAGGCUUAGGCUUAGGCUUAGGCUUAGGCUUAGGCUUAGGCUUAGGCUUAGGCUUAGGCUUAGGCUUAGGCUUAGGCUUAGGCUUAGGCUUAGGCUUAGGCUUAGGCUUAGGCUUAGGCUUAGGCUUAGGCUUAGGCUUAGGCUUAGGCUUAGGCUUAGGCUUAGGCUUAGGCUUAGGCUUAGGCUUAGGCUUAGGCUUUGGCUUAGGCUUAGGCUUAGGCUUAGGCUUAGGCUUAGGCUUAGGCUUAGGCUUAGGCUUAGGCUUAGGCUUAGGCUUAGGCUUAGCUUAG
Molecule: messenger RNA, 4203 nt
Organism: Brugia malayi
Lineage: Eukaryota; Metazoa; Nematoda; Chromadorea; Rhabditida; Onchocercidae
Exons: 2
Coding region: 1-4203 (1400 amino acids)
Source: RefSeq, a predicted model, not a curated record